Molecule: messenger RNA, 603 nt
Organism: Prunus armeniaca (apricot)
Lineage: Eukaryota; Viridiplantae; Streptophyta; Magnoliopsida; Rosales; Rosaceae
Source: the annotation of a GenBank genome assembly
AUGGAGCAGACGCUGUGGAGCCAUUUACCGCUAUUGGUUAGGUCCAAUUCGAAAGAUUCGGUUGAGUACAUUCUUCAGGCUCUUUGGAGGACCCGGAAAACCGGUCUGGACCCGGCCGACCGAGACAUUAUCCGAGAUAUGCUCCAGCUCCAGAACGAAUCGGACCUCGACCCGCUUUUUGUAUGCCUUCGCAUGUUGAUUCGCAGAUGCGUUUACGAUAACAUCGGGAGAGAUGAGAUUCAGAAGCUGUUUCCCAGUGAGGUCUUACCUGAGUUACAGAGACUGUUGACGCUUUUGUUGCAGAAGUUUCAACGAGAAUGGCGGCAAGAUGUACUCAAGGACCAGGGUGCUUUGCCACGGUUAAAGACAAUGACAUGGGACAUGGCGAAUUCGGAUGCAGAAUUCGCCGACCCCGUGGCUGUUAUCAACUUGAAGCUCCUAAAUGAUUCACAGUCUCGCUCAAAAGAAUCGGAAGUGAAGUUUGAACUAGCUAACGAUACUCUAGAAGCAAUGCUGAAUUCCAUGUAUAGCAUAAGAGACCAGUUGUCAAACGUGGGUGAGGCAUCAAAUGACUAUUUAUCUCAAGAUGCAAAUAUGUUGUAG